CUAAGCAGUAUAAACAGGUCUAUAAUAUACCCGGACAUGCCGGGUAGUUGCAAAUCUGUUUCCGAAAGUUUAGUAUUUUGCAAAGAUUUCGAAUCGGAUAUUUCUCCGGGAUUCUCCAUACAUGGUGCGAGCUUGGUGCUCCAGAGGUGAUCUUCCGUCAGCAAAGUUAGCGCUUCUAAACGAAACUGGAGCUGAGGCGGCAGCUGUGACCAACAUGGGGUGCGAGUGCGCGGCGACCACUUGGGCGAUCCUGAUGGCCACAGGCACGAGGAGCCUGUUCGUUGCCCAGGGUUUGAUCACAGUGUGGAGGGUGGUGGAUGUCAAGUCUGACCCAAGGUACUGGUGCUUGCUUGUCGGUGUGGCCGCCCUGCUGCUGGAGACGGCAUAUACGCUAAUAAGAAGAAAAGGGGCGGAGUUUAAAUGGUUUGCCCCAAGUUAUCUAUGCUUUUUGCUGUGUACUGUACCGGGUAUAUGGUUCUUAGAGCUUGACCGAUGGGACCGGUUUCAUGGAGCCCAUCUUAAGAGUAACUCGUCAUCAAACUCUUCAUCCAAACCAUUGGCAGAAGGACUAUCAAGCAUUUACGGGUUGUCCAUCCCAAUCUACCUGGACGCGGACACGUGGAUCCAAGCCCUCCAACAGGUCCUCAUGCUGUUACUGGUCCUUGCGAGAUGGACACUACCCAAAGGGAAGAUCAGUCGGGAACGUCUCUCACAGAUCUUACUCGUCUACAUCGCCUUGGCCUCGGACAUCAUUGAACUAUUCGACCUGUACGAGCUGCAGCAGGUCAUGCAUGACUGGCUCAUCUUCCGUGUGAUUCUCAUAGUGUGGACAGUCAGUCUAAUGCAGUUCACUGUUGUGCUUGCUUCAGCACGUUCUCGAAGGUCGCCAAUGGCUGUGGCCGGGACAAAAAGUACCACGUACACCACUAGAAGUGGCCGGCAGAUUAACUGCAUUGAGGUGCUUUCCCUGAUCACCACCAUGUUUAUCCAGGACAUGCCGUUUUUGGCGAUUCGGCUCUACAUUGUCAUCUUUUAUGAAGUGAUGAGCAACACACUGCUCUUCUUCGCGGCCAAGAAUGCUCUGAUCAUAGCAAUGCAGUUGUACAGGCUCCUCAUCAUCACCUGCUGCACUGACGACGACAAAGAUGGCGACGGGUUCGUUGAUGAGGACGAAGAUAAUGUUGAACCUGAAAUGCCAGUGCCUUACGAUGAAGAGGAUUAUGUGUCACCUACCCUUCGACGUGCCCAGAAAACCGUUAAAAAUGAACGUUCUAGUGAUGUCGAGCUGCUCAAGGUUUCCUUCAAACCAAAGUUUUCCACAGACAAUGGUCAUGGCCAACACUUGCCAGGUGCUGUACCAGAAGUGGCUGAUUAGCUAGUCAAAAGCAACAAUCUCUGGUACCAGAAGUGGCUGAUAAGCUAGUCAAAAGCAACCAUCUCUGGUACCAGAGGUGGCUGAUUAGCUAGUCAAAAGCAACAAUCUCUGGUACCAGAAGUGGCUGAUAAGCUAGUCAAAAGCAACCAUCUCUGGUACCAGAGGUGGCUGAUUAGCUAGUCAAAAGCAACAAUCUCUGGUACCAGAAGUGGCUGAUUAGCUAGUCAAAAGCAACAAUCUCUGGUAACAGCUCGAAUUUCUUCGGUGUAAUUUGUAUUAGGGACAGAUGACACUGCCAUCUGUAACACCAGAACUGAAUUGACUGCCAUCAGUAGGGAGAUGGCACUGCCAUCUGUAACACCAGAACUGAAUUGACUGCCAUCAGUAGGGAGAUGGCACUGCCAUCUGUAACACCAGAACUGAAUUGAACUAUAGGAAGAUCGAACUUGUCUUAAUUGA
Lineus longissimus is the source of this 1834-nucleotide messenger RNA. Its product is annotated as transmembrane protein 26-like. The coding region runs from base 122 to 1375 and encodes 417 amino acids. NCBI's taxonomy places the organism in Eukaryota, Metazoa, Nemertea, Pilidiophora, Heteronemertea, Lineidae. The transcript is spliced from 4 exons. The record is from RefSeq and is a predicted model, not a curated record.